AUGUCGGCACCGCGCUGCCCGCGCUGCGCCCAGCCCUGCGUGUCGCCGCGGCUGCUGCCCUGCCUGCACUCGCUGUGCGAGCCCUGCCUGCGGCGGCUCGGACCGCCGGGCGCCGCCCGCCCCGUCCUGUGCCCGGUGUGCGACGCCGAGGUGUCGCUGCCGGCCGGCGGCGCGGGGCAGCUCCCACCCGACUGCCUGGCCGGGAGCCGCGCCGGGGCCGCGGCCGGGUGCGACCUCUGCGCCGACGGGGCGGCGGCCGGGCGGUGCCUGACCUGCGGCGUCCGCCUCUGCCGCUUCUGCUGCCGGGCGCACAGGAGACAGAAGAAAACGGCCUCCCAUGCUGUGACAGAGCUGGAGAGCACCAAGGAUUGCAGCCAGGCUGGGAAGCCUCUCCUGUGCCCCUCCCAUCCCACAGAGGAGCUUCAGCUGUUCUGUGAGCAGUGUGACCAGCCCGUGUGCCGGGAGUGCGUUCUGGGCAGACACCGUCAGCAUCCCUUUGACCUCACCAGCACUGUCAUCCACAAGCACGGAGAUGCCCUGCGGGAGCUGCUGAAGAGCAGCCAGCAGCACAUGGACACCCUGGAGGAUGUGCUGAGCCAGGUUGAUGAGAUGGGCGGUGCCGUCCGCAGUCGCGCAGAGGCUGUGGCCACAGAGAUCUGCCUGUUUGCCAGGGGCUACGUGAAAGCAAUUGAAAAGCACCGAGACCAGCUGCUGAAGCAGCUGGAGGACUUGAAGGUGCAGAAGGAAAACCUGCUGCACUUGCAGAAGGCCCAGCUGCAGCAGCUGCUGCUGGACAUGAGGACAGGCGUGGAGUUCACAGAGCACUUGCUGAUGAGCGGCUCAGAUGUGGAGAUCCUGGUCACCAAAGGGCUGGUGUCCAGCCGUCUGACAAAGCUCAACAGCACUGCUUACAGCACCCACCCCAGUGUGGAUGACAGGAUCCAGUUCUUUCCUCACGAGAGGGCGGGGCAGUGUUGCGGCUAUGAAGUUUUUGGGGCCAUUCUCAAUAAAGUGGUUGAUCCAGCCAGAUGUACCCUGCAUGGGGAAGAUCUCCACAGUGCCCGUCAGAACCAGCUGAGUGACUUUACCCUACUGUGCAAGGACACUACAGGGGAGUGCAUGGGGCAGGGAGGAGAGGCUGUGCGGGUCACCAUCACCCACAAGGCCAAGAGGGACUGUGCAGUCAAGCCAACAGUGUGUGAUAAUGGUGAUGGGACCUACUGUAUUUCCUACUGCCCUGAGGAGCCAGGCUUGUAUGCUGUCUGCGUCUGUGUGAAAGGGCAACAUGUACAGGGCUCUCCCUUUACUCUGAUGGUGAAGCACAAGUUCCGUGAGCACCAGGGGGUGUUCCACUGCUGCACAUUCUGCUCCAGUGGAGGCCAGAAAGCCGCUCGCUGUGCCUGUGGUGGGACCAUGCCAGGUGGGUACCAAGGCUGUGGCCACGGGCACAAAGGUCACCCUGGCUGCCAUCACUGGUCGUGCUGUGGACAAGUGAAGGAGAGCUCAGAGUGUUUGUGUGGGCCACCCAGUGACACUUCACAGAGGAGUCUGCUCAGGACAGUGGCACUCUGA
Molecule: messenger RNA, 1572 nt
Organism: Cinclus cinclus
Lineage: Eukaryota; Metazoa; Chordata; Aves; Passeriformes; Cinclidae
Gene: TRIM45
Product: tripartite motif containing 45
Exons: 6
Coding region: 1-1572 (523 amino acids)
Biological process (GO): positive regulation of DNA-templated transcription
Cellular component (GO): nucleoplasm; chromatin
Molecular function (GO): zinc ion binding; protein binding; ubiquitin-protein transferase activity
Source: RefSeq, a predicted model, not a curated record